Molecule: messenger RNA, 1654 nt
Organism: Varanus komodoensis (Komodo dragon)
Lineage: Eukaryota; Metazoa; Chordata; Lepidosauria; Squamata; Varanidae
Product: histidine--tRNA ligase, cytoplasmic-like
Exons: 13
Coding region: 43-1533 (496 amino acids)
Biological process (GO): mitochondrial translation; histidyl-tRNA aminoacylation
Cellular component (GO): mitochondrion; cytoplasm
Molecular function (GO): identical protein binding; ATP binding; histidine-tRNA ligase activity
Source: RefSeq, a predicted model, not a curated record
CGCUCCGAGCAGGCCCGGCGGGCUCCUGGGCGCUCUCCCGCCAUGCGCUGGAUCGCGCCUUCCAGGCGGCAGCUGCAGGUGCUGCGCCGCGCCCUGCGCGCCCUCUCCAGCCACCUCCCGAACCAGGUGACUGAAGAUGUGGUAAAUCACCCAUCACCACAGCUUGGAGCUGCUGUGAGGAACAUACUUCUCAAACCUCCCAAGGGCACCAAGGAUUUUAAUCCAACGCAGAUGAGCAUCCGUGAAAAAAUCUUUGCCACCGUAACCAACUGCUUCAAGCGUCAUGGAGCGGUGACAAUAGACACUCCUGUGUUCGAGCAGAAGGAACUCCUUCUGGAUAAGUACGGGGAGGCCUCGAAGCUGAUCUAUGACCUGAAGGACCAGGGCGGGGAGCUGCUGUCUCUUCGCUAUGACUUGACUGUGCCCUUUGCUCGUUACUUGGCUAUGAAUAAAAUCACCAAUCUGAAGCGGUACCACAUUGGCAAAGUCUACCGGCGCGACAGCCCAGUCAUGGGAAAGGGGCGCUACAGAGAAUUCUGCCAGUGCGAUUUUGACAUUGCUGGCCGGUACGACCCCAUGAUCCCCGAAGCGGAGUGUCUGAAGGUCCUACAUGAGAUCCUAAGUGCCCUGUCAUUUCGAGAUUUCCUGAUCAAGGUUAAUGACAGGCGCAUUUUGAAUGGGAUCCUGACAGAUGUUUGUGGUGUUCCCAAAGCAAAGUUUGAGACCGCUUGCUGUACCCUCGACAAACUGGAUAAGAUGACAUGGGAAGAAGUGAGGACUGAGAUGGUCGAAGAGAAGGGGGUCCUGCCGGAGGCUGUGGAUCGCCUUGGCGAAUACACCCGGCUGCAGGGGGGACCACUUCUGGUCAAGCAGCUGCUCCAGGAUCCCAGGCUGUCCCAGAGUAAGCUGGCCAUGGAAGGGCUGCAGGAUAUGGAAUUGCUCUUCAAAUACCUGGCUCUGUUUGGCAUCAUAGACCAGGUCUCCCUGGACCUGAGCCUGGCCCGCGGCCUGGAUUACUACACUGGCGUGAUCUUCGAGGCCGUCUUGCCGCCCCAGCACGAUGGUUCUCUGCAGGAGGGGCUCAGCAUGGGCAGCGUGGCUGGGGGCGGGCGCUACGACGGGCUCGUGGCAACACUCAGUCCGAAAGGAACGGACGUGCCCUGCGUGGGACUCAGCAUCGGGGUGGAAAGGAUCUUCUCCCUCCUGGAGCAGAGCAUUGAGGGGAAGAUCCACACUACAGAGACACAAGUUCUGGUAGCAUCUGCUCAGAAGAACUUCCUUGCUUGGAGAAUGAAGCUCAUCUCUCAACUGUGGGAUGCCGGCAUCAAGGCCGAGAUGUUCCAUAAGAAAAACCCCAAGCUGCUGAAGCAACUGCAGUACUGUGAAAAAGUGGGGAUUCCACUGGUCGCCAUCAUAGGGGAAAAGGAGCUGCAGGAUGGAGUUGUGAAACUUCGGGAUGUCGCUACCAGGAGAGAGAUCGAUGUUCCCCAGGAGAAUAUUAUAGAGGAGAUCCAGAGGCUGCUGAGGGAAUAGAGGCUUCGGCGGCUCCACGCAGCCUCAUGGAGCGUUGCCAGUGUGCACAGCCACAAGGGGCUCUGACGCAUUUCUUUCUUUCUUGUAAUAAAGUUGAUUUCCUUUUCUGUUGGAAUGUUAA